AUGUAUUAUAAUUGGCCUGCUGAGAAAGAUAUAAUGCCUUAUAAGAAACCAAGUACGGUAAAAGAGAUAGAGCUACUUUUCUACCAUACAGGGGUUACUGUUAGUGCUAUAUAUGUUUUCAUUCACUUAGUUCUCUCAAGAGUACUUUCCAAAAAUUAUGACCAACGUUUGGAAUUGAGCCAUGAUGUUUUAAUGAGAAUACGCAGGCUUGUUAACAGUUUAAUGUCACGAGUAAAGUCUACCAGUGUGACAGCAGUAGGUGAUAAUCAACGUUCUAUACAAGAAACAAAAGUGUAUGUUGAUCGUUGUCAGCAGACCGGCGAACAACUCGAAAGUGUCGAUGAAAAUGCGGGCUGGACUCGUAUCAACCUGAGGCUUAAUACUUUAACGGAUGUUCUGCGAAUUUACCAUACUGACAUGCGGAAUAUUAGUGAUUUUGAAUCCCUCUCAUUUAAGACUAAGCUUUUUACCGAUCAAUUAAAGGAUUCAUCCUGGCGAAAUAAAAAGCAGGAAGGCUAUAGUAAUAUUAUUCAAUCAGUCAGGGAGAUGAAAGGGUGGUUUAUUCAUGGUAGAAUCCCAAAAGAUUAA
Molecule: messenger RNA, 588 nt
Organism: Kluyveromyces lactis
Lineage: Eukaryota; Fungi; Ascomycota; Saccharomycetes; Saccharomycetales; Saccharomycetaceae
Gene: PEX17
Product: Pex17p
Exons: 1
Coding region: 1-588 (195 amino acids)
Source: RefSeq, a predicted model, not a curated record